Tuber melanosporum (Perigord truffle) is the source of this 888-nucleotide messenger RNA. RefSeq lists its product as uncharacterized. The coding region runs from base 71 to 781 and encodes 236 amino acids. The transcript has 4 exons. NCBI's taxonomy places the organism in Eukaryota, Fungi, Ascomycota, Pezizomycetes, Pezizales, Tuberaceae. The record is from RefSeq and is a predicted model, not a curated record.
CCGCCUCCUCUUAACGAAAUAUCGCUACAUCUCGCCCUCCAUUCCCUUCCGCAAUUUCUCCCCCGCCACAAUGGCUACUCCAGCUAGAUUACGAUUUGCUCCUCUUGAUACAUCGAAGGCUCUUUCGGCAGAAGCUCCAAAGCUCCAGGGUAUCGUUUUUGAUGUCGAUGGAACACUAUGUGAACCCCAGACAUGGAUGUUUGCGCGAAUGCGAGCUGCUUUAGGAAUAGCCAAAAGUGUUGAUAUCCUAGACCACGUUUGCUCUCUCGCAAUUGAGAAACAAUCAGCCGCUAUGGAAAGCAUUCGAAAUGUCGAAAAGGAGGCAAUGCUAAAAAUGAUUCCUCAGAAGGGGCUGAUACCACUCAUGGAGUAUCUUGAUAAGAGAUGCAUCAGGAAGGCUAUCUGCACCCGUAACUUUGAGACACCGGUCAAUUACCUCAUCUCAAAUUUCAUGCAGGGUCAUGUGUUCUCCCCUAUUGUCACCAGGGAAUUCCGUCCCCCAAAACCUGAUCCUGCUGGUAUCUUGCAUAUCUCGAAGAGUUGGGGGCUUGGGGAUGGAGGUGAGAGAUUGAUCAUGGUUGGAGAUAGCGCAGACGAUAUUACUGCUGGAAGAAGGGCCGGUUCAGCCACGGUUCUUCUUGCAAACGACGUCAACAGAAGCCUGGUGGAUCACGAAAACACCGAUUGCGUGGUCGAAAGUUUGGAAGACUUAAUCCCAAUCCUCGAAAACGGUUUCACUGUGGUAGAUAGAACAGUUUCCAACCCCCAAAAUGAACACUAAACUCUACCUUUUUCGUCAGAAUGCGGGGAAGUUUGGUCUAUUUACAGGGACUAUAAGGGAUUCUUGGACGCCAGAGAUGAGCAAUACUAAGUUUUUUUCUCCUUUGA